This is a messenger RNA of Pocillopora meandrina, 5433 nucleotides long. The record is from the annotation of a GenBank genome assembly. Lineage: Eukaryota; Metazoa; Cnidaria; Anthozoa; Scleractinia; Pocilloporidae.
AUGGAGCGUCACCCUUUCUCUAUUGAAAACAUUUUAAAGGACACACGAGGUAGUAGCAGCAUCCUUAAGGUUGCACCGACUUCUGAAGCCUUGGCACUGGCAGAGAGGAUGGCAGGUUAGUCACACUUCAAUGUAAGCUCUCUAACGGAGUAAAACUACGAUUAUGUUAUUUGGUUUAGAGUUAUCAAAGACCAUUGGUUUAAAAUACGAUUAGCUACUAAUUUGCGAAAGGAACUUUCCUUUAAAUUCAAAGGUUUUUUUAUGAGCAUGCAUCUUUGUUUUAUACUCCAUACCAAUUGCCGUGAAAUUCGAGGAAGGCAUUCGCCUGUUUUCAAUCCAAACGGGAAAUUCUUCUCAUUCGGUAUUUCCAACUACUCAACUGAUUGUUCUCGAGAGUCUUCUUAAAUUUUACAUUGUUUAGACGGUUUUCGGUUUUUGGAAGCACUUGAGUAAUUCAGAGGCGCCAAUUUUUUACACUUACGGAAUCUAAAAUCACAGCCAAAAAUUAAUCAUCGCAUAAUUAACUUAUAUUUUUGGUGAAGGGUCAAGUGAGAUAAAAGGUGUCAGUAGUAUCUUUCAUCCAUGCGGUUUUUGUCGAAGUCAAACCUCAAAUCUACUCCGGGUUUUUUGUGUGGCUAAAAUAAGGAAUUAUAUUAAACCUUAUCAAAUCUUAGAUAGACAAGUUCCAUACAAAAUGUUUUCAGGCGAUUUGGGAAUUUAAAGGGGACAUUGGAUUAGCCGAAAAAACCCGCAAGUGUUUUGUUAGUGCUUGAGAUGUUGGUAAUGAAGUCUGAAUCGUGGAAUAAUGAAACACCACUUUCAUUGUUCUCACCAUCCUUCAAUUGCAUUUCCGCAAUCCUUAAUUUACAAGAGAUUUAAAAACCCCAGUAUAAAGCCUCCGUAAACCUCAGGAAAUUCCUUUUUGUUCUGCUCAGCGCGGUUCCAUUGAAUUCUUUACCACGGGGAAAUGAAAGGACUGUGCAUUUUUAAUCAUGCACAAAUUACUUCAGAAGAAAUGAUAAGUAUGCAUGGCAUAAGCGUAUAAAGAUGUUGCACACACAGUUCUUCUUAUUUAAGUAUUUCCAAUCUACAACCACCCUUAAUUAUGGAUGAUUCUUUGGUUUCGCGUAUUAAAAUUUAAGCCACUCUGUUUACUGGUGGUUGCUAGCAUUGUGAUAAAUACGUUUUACUCGAUUACUAAAGUGCAGUCUUACUGAUGACAGCAGUGCUUGUUUUCGGGUUAUUCAAAUAAGGAAAUCUCAAAAUGUAAAGCUCGACUUCCGAUAGUUAAAAAAAAGGAAAAAAAAAACACAUAUGCAUUCCGACGAAUUCUUUCUUUACAACGACUCUGUUUAACCGAUGUAACAGAGAUGGAAUAUUCGACAAAAGAUGUUUUCACCUUAUGUCUCCGAGUCAAUUUAUCUCAUCAACGAAACGUUGAGGAAACGUUCUUUUCGAAAACGAAUCAGUUCAAAUUCUGCUUAACUCCAAGGGCGUUUCCCUUGUUUACGACGCCGUCUUUAAAACAUCACCAUUUCUUUAGCAUUGAUCCAUUGAAAGUCCCAUUAAUCAAGAUACGACUUUUUUUCUUUGUUCUCUAGUUACUGUGCUUAAUUGGAAAAGUCAGUUCUGACAAAUUCAUAAGCUUUGUUUGCAAUGGUUCGGCGCCCAGUAAGCCUUACGAUCAACAAGAGAACAAUUAAACAGAUUUAUCAGAGCACAUUGUCAGGCUGUAAGGAACUAUUAAUUAUGGAUGUUGACAGUUCCAGGUGGAAGAGUUUACACAUGGGUUGCAAAGUCAUGAGAGAAUUUAAAUUAACAAUUCGAUUUGUAUGUAUAAGGUUGUUCUUUUUAUUUUAACUGGUUUGUUGUUAGACAGCUCCUUAUCAUCACAAAUAACCUAAAGAGCGUACUCAUAAUUGGAUGGUUAAUAAUCCCACCUUUCGAAAGAAAGUGUGUUCUUUGCUGGCAUCAAGAUAAGGUGCAUUUCUUAGACUGUCCAUCAUUUGUUUACAUUGACGGCUCACAUUUUGGAGUGUAGGCAAAAGUAUGGUACUGUCAUGAAUUAUUUUCAAUGUGAUAGAUCCCUUGCAUCAAUAAUAUGGACUUUCUAAAAUGCAUCUCCCCUACUGGCCUUAACGUAAUUCUCUGUAAUCAGUAGCCUGUUAAUGCCGAUUGUCUGAAAGGGUUGCAAAGAACGCCGGAAAUUGCGAAUGAAGGGUAACAAAGGCGAGUGCCGCUUAAAUAAGAACUGUCAGAUCACAAGCUAUACCGACUUCUACUAUACGUGCACUGUAAAAAGCUGUUUAAACAAAUGAGCUAAAGUUAUUUCUGAAAAUCGAUCAGUAAGCAUAUUGCUUCCAUUUAAUCAGCCAGUACAUACACAGGAUAGAAGAGCUAUGCAAUGAUUCUAUUUUGAGCAUGCAAAAAUCCUCUUAUAAUCCCACCUGGGUCUUUCCUCUUCCGUAAAACGUAAAAAAAAAGUGUUACCUGCACGUUCCUGUUUAACUCAAUUAGUCGCUUGUUAUCACCACUUUUGAGGGAAAGUCAUCAACAUGCAAGAAGCAUGGCCAUUCUUCCAAGAAAAAUCUUUGAAAAUAAUAAUAGAAAGUCCACAAUUUUUAGAUCAGAACUGACAUCUUUUCUUUACGCUCUAGUUCUGAAUUCUCCUCAUACUUAAAGUGGGAGCUUUUUAUAAGCGACGGAGUAGCGUGCAUUUCAUUGGAAGUAAAUAAAGCAAAAAAACUUAUUCGCUUCUGAAUAAGCUCCAGCCACGUGGGUCAGUUUGGUCGAAGUGAGACUUUGGAAAGCAAGUUUAAAAGUCUAUAUCGCUGUUAUACAGGAUGUUUUGAGCUGAUGAUAAUGGUACAUAUGGGACGUAAAACUUUGCGUGAUCUUUUUUUUAAUAUAGAUAUUAUAUUAAAGGUCAGCUGUAUGGAAGGACGGAAAAUUCGGCGUACAAGAACCACAUUCAACCAGUUCCAACUUGAAACUCUCGAGAGGACAUUUGCAAGAACUCAUUAUCCAGACUUGAUGCUAAGGGAGCAGUUGGCAGCUUACACAAGUUUGCCUGAAUCACGUAUCCAGGUUGGUUUGACCCCAAAAUUAAAAUCACACCUGCUAAUCAACUCAUUAAAAAAGGACUUAGUUUCGAUCCUAACUUCUCAGAGGGUACGUAUCGAGGAAGUAUUGUUAAGAAAAUAAUAAUCUUAAAACUUUUUUUUUUUUCAAGACCUGGUUUGUAUUUGCCCGAGUAAAGUACUGCAAAUAUUUCUGCAUGGGACUGUAGGAAAAAGGAAUGACCCGGCAUUCUUUGCAGUCGAGAAAUGCCUAAAGAUAUCAAACAGAAGAUGUUAUAGGCUGAACUUAGAUACAAGUUAUGGCAAAGGACAUAUUCAGAGCAUCAAGUCACUUUAAAAUAGAAUAUCAUCCUAGCAGCAAAUGGUGCCGUACCUCGAUUUUAAAUAGAAAAUUGAAAUCCGCCAAAUCGGGAAAAAUCUUUUCCAAAUAAAAGGGCCCGGAUUCCCCAAACGAGUUCGAGGACAUGACCUCUUCCUAAUUCGGCUUAAUAAAGAAAUCCCUAAUUUCCACAUUCCGGUCAUAGUGAGUAAACCGAUGAUUUCUUUAUAGAAGAUUUGAGAAUUAGUUUUUCAGGCUAUUCGCAAAUGAGACACAUGGUUUCCAUUCGUCAUAAUCACAUCAGUUGCGCAAUAUCUGUCAAUUAUGGACUGAGGUACAGAAGAGUGAUUCAAAAGAUAUGAUUUGAUGUGACGUAAGCACAGAGUAAAAAUGAAAUCCCAAAUCUUGACUCCCUCUUCCCUUAAAAUAGUGACGGCAGCUUUCUUUAGAUGAGAUUUACAUAAAAAUGCAGGUGUUACCUCCCGGCGCGAACCCUUCCACUACAAAGAUCCGAAAGUUGAUUUUCCUACCUGAUCACUAAACACUUCCUUGUCAGCUCAAUAGAGUUAAAAUGAGCUUUUUAAACAUUGGCUCAUAGAUUAUUAGCAGCUACAAAUAGUAGAAAUUAAAUCCAAAAUCUUGAUUCCCCCUUCCCUUUAAAUAGUAAGGGCAUCUUUCUUUAGACGAGAUUUACAUAAAAAUACAUGUGUUACCUCCCGGCGCGGAGGAAACGUAAUGACAUCGAUAUGCAACUGACUCGUAGCUGUAAAUAGGAACUCAAAACCAACGAAUGAUCGUCAUGGAUGUAAAUUUAUCAUCCCCACUGAAAACACUUUUUUAUGUCUGUGUGUUUGUUUUGUUUUGUUUGUCUGUUUGUUUCUUUAGUUCUGGUUAAUGUCCUGAAAGAUUCGUUACGCCGCCCAAAACCCUAGUCACGGUUUCUUUUUAGAAAAAAAAGCAGAAGUCAAAUAAGUAACUGAUAGUAGGGUAUCACUACCAAAUUUAGGCCUUCAAGCGUUCUGAUUUUCAUUUAGUUAGUCGCCGUCUUCUUUUACCUGUCUCUUAGGUGUGGUUUAAAAAUCGUCGGGCCAAGUAUCGCAAACUUAAAGGUUCUAAAGAAACAGGUGACCUGGAAAGUAAGGAUGACCAAGAAACGAAAAAGAAGAAAAAUGCGGAUGAUGAUGAUCUUCAGGAUGUUGAAGGUUCACCUGUUGGGGAUGAAGCCCAUUCUUAUCACCAAAAUAAGCGGCUAAAAGUUGAUCGAGAUCUAGAAGACAGUAAUAUCGCAGUUCCUACACGUCCAGUUCCUCUGAGCUCUGGGUACGUGUCAUCGCCUUUCUCUUCGAGGUCUUUUCCAUUUGACCCAAGGCUGCUAUCAGGAUAUGGUUAUACUUAUGUGCCUGAGUGGGUCUAUUACGACUCGGUAAACAACUGCCAGCCGCGUCCAGUUAAUGUACAACAGCUGUAUCCCAACAUAGGAGUUAUUCACUGAGUUUAUGCGAAAGGCUUUGGUGUAAAAUGUAAUCAGCAUUUCUUUAUUUAUCUUUUCAAAGAAACAACAUACCAGGAAUAAGAUGAGAGACUCAGGCUUACGGAGCCAUAAUGUGGUGCAAACAGCGCAGACUACAGCUUCUCUCGCAUCAUCAAUGUAAUUUAUUGCGUCAUGUCUAUAAUUUUUUUAGGAAUAUAGAAAGUUCUGUUGUCAGGGCAAAACAUCUAGAGGAGGCGACGGAAAAACGCGUUCAAAAAUCAUCUGUUUGGUAAAACUUAAAGCAAAUGUAAAUACUAAAUAUGUAUACACUUAAGCAGAACAAAUUUGAUAAUAGUCAUACUUAUUUAUAAACAUCUGUAAUAUACUUGUAUUUAAGCCGUUUCCUAAGUUUGUACCAUUUCACUAUUUGAAACUGCUAUGUUCAACUGCGUUUGAAUUGAGACUAUGUUGGCAAUAAAAAGGAAUUUAGGCGACUUAUUUAGAAUUUAAAUUGACAGAGGAUUAUACAAGAAAUCUGUCAUCGCUGAACAUCUCAACUUUGG